This is a messenger RNA of Metopolophium dirhodum (rose-grain aphid), 1409 nucleotides long. RefSeq lists its product as uncharacterized. NCBI's taxonomy places the organism in Eukaryota, Metazoa, Arthropoda, Insecta, Hemiptera, Aphididae. The transcript has 2 exons. The coding region runs from base 1 to 918 and encodes 305 amino acids. The record is from RefSeq and is a predicted model, not a curated record.
AUGUGGUGUGUGCGUGUGCAGACUUCUAGAAGCACUAUAAUCAAGCCACCCAACAUGAUCAUUCAAUCUAUCUUCAUACAAAUCACGUUUUGGUGGUCACUAUCGACGACGGUCGACUGUGUCCUGGUGGAGCAAGCAAGUGAGAGACGGAUAACCGCGGACAGCGUUCCGCUUCCCGACAUUCCGAUGGCCAGCGAGGAGAGCGUGCACAUGCUAACGGCCGUCCGAUUCCCACCGCCAGCGCUGUUCUUUGCCAAUCCUGACAAGAAAUGGUCGCUGGGUGAUUUCGAAAAACCUGAUCUGGUCGCGACUUACUCGGUCACUGAUGACGUGAUGGACAUGCAGGACGAACAAGACGCGUACCUACAGCAGGAUCCAACGACGACCACCGAACCGGAAACGGAAGUGGAAGCUGAGGCGACCACCAUAGUGGCUGAAGUCGACGAAUCGGUAAACGGACUGCAGCAGACGACCGGUGACAGACACGUGCAAAGUCUAAAGCCAGCCGGCGACGGACUCGAGGAAAGUUUGCAGCCAACCGUUGACGGACACGUGGAAAGUCUGCAGCCGAUUAGUGAUGCACUUGCAGAGAGUCUGCAGCCAACACACGACCGACUAGUGGACAGUCAGUCGACCACCGCCGGUCGGCUCGUUGUCGCGCUGAAGCAGCAGUCGCCGCCGAUGCGUAUCGUGAACCAACUGCCGGCAGACAGUUGGUCGGAAAAGCGAUGGACGGCCCCCCGAAACCGACCACGACGCCCGGUGGUAUCGGGACACGGCCGAUCGCCAACCCAGAAAAUCGUUUUGACCAGCCGACCGCUUCCGGUGCCCGACGCCGACGUCCGGUUUCCCGACGUCGAGUACGCGGUGGCCCGACUUGGUGAGCGGAAAAAUUUAGGCAAUUUUCACCGACAAUAGUGUAAUAACGUUAACUUGCUACUCUGAUUUCCGCGCUUUCAUAUCGUAUGGACCAAACGUCCGAAUUUGAUGCAAGCGGACAAAAGUUACGCGUUUUCGCAAUAAUAUAAUUGUACUGCGUGCUGAUAAUCCGGUGCGUGCAUAUUGGGUUUUAAAGAAAAAUAAUAAUAAUAACCGCCGUAACAUCCAUACCGUUACGAUGAUAUGACAGUUUAUUAUUAAUUAAUAAUCAUUAUAAUAUUAUGUUACACAAUAUAACCUGUUGGAAAUAAUUUAUUAUACAACCGAUUUUGUUUUUAUUUUAUAUUUCACCGGACACUCCGAUCUGUGGUUAGGAGUAAUACUGUAAUUUACAUUGUAUUAAGUCUCUCGAAUCCUGGUACACACGGUUAAACAAAAUUUAGAACAUAAUAAAUAAAUAUAUUUCAUAUAAAUUGAAACAAUCACAGUCUGUAUUCAUAAUAUAAGCACAUACAUAAUAAUAAACAUUU